GACCCCAAAAACGUAAACUGUGAAACAAUAUGUAGCGUUGUAUAUUGCACCUCGUUAAGGAACCCUACGUGUGCAAGUCCAAUUCGCAUUUAGCCGGGCUUUUGAAAUCGUAUUAUCACGAAAUUCAAGUAAAACAUCCUGUAUAUUGCAGUACUCAGCAUAUAAUUUGACAUAGUGCUAUGUGGAUGUGGCAGGUCAGUGUGUUUACGUACCGGCGCGCCGGUCGGUCGUGCCAGAUGGUACACAGAUACGUGCCCAUUUGUAAAAACGGAAAAUAUUAACGUUAUAGAAGUUCUAUAUUUAUUUUUAACUGUGCGUGUGUGGUUGUGAAUGGAUAUUUCUUUAUCUAAAAUGGAUGUUAAAGAAGAGCUAAACAAGAAGAGCCAUGCGGACAGCGACGCUCUGGAGACGGUGCUUACGCACGUCGGCGAACUGGGCCGCUACCAGAAGAUGCUAUUCCUCGGCAUGGCGCCCUUCGGCAUCUUCUUCGCGUUCGUCUACUUCGUGCAGAUGUUCAUCACGGCCACGCCCCAGCGGCACUGGUGCAGAGUGCCCGAACUGGAGCAUUUGGAUCUGGAAUUAAGACGUAACCUCACGGCGCCGUCUGCCGGAGACACAUGGGAGCGGUGCCUGAUGUACGACGCUAACUGGACGCACGUGCUACAGAACAACUCCGUGCCCCCUGAUACACCCAUCGUGGCCUGCAAGAACGGAUGGGAGUUUGAGCUUGGGGACAUUCCCUAUGAGACUGUUGUUAGUGAGCGAGGCUGGGUAUGCGAGAAUGCCGGCUACACACCUCUCGCUCAGACCAUCUUCUUCGUGGGCUCGUUUGUCGGAGGCAUCUACUUCGGCUGGAUGGCUGACCACUUCGGCAGAGUGCCGGCUUUGGUUGGGUCAAAUGUCAUUGCGUUCGUCGGCGGAGUUGCCAGUAUCUACACGACGGGAAUAUGGGACUUCGCGUUCUGCAGAUUACUAGUUGGCAUGUCCUACGACAGCUGCUUUAUGAUCAUGUACAUUUUAGUGCUGGAAUAUGUAGGGCCCCGCUACCGCACCUGGGUAGCGAACCUCUCGAUCGCCUUGUACUUCGGUGGUGGGUGCCUCAUACUGCCGUGGCUUGCUCUGUGGAUCGGUGACUGGAGGAACCUGCUGUGGGCAACUACCAUACCGUUCCUCAUGGUCAUCGCUGUACCUUACACUGUGCCUGAGAGUGCGAGAUGGCUUUCUUCCCGAGGUCGCGUCAAUGACGCCGUCAAAGUUAUAAGGCGAUUUGAAAAAGUUAACAGAACCAAAGUACCUGAUGACGUUAUGGAUGAAUUUAUUGUUUCCGCAAGCCAGACAAGGCAGACCAACGAGUCAAUGAAGGACGUGUUCAAGAGCGGGCCGCUCCGUAAGAUGAUGUUGAUCAUGGUGGUGGUAUACAUGGCGUGCGCGGCCAUCUUUGACGGGCUGGUACGCAUGUCUGAGGGGCUCGGUUUCGACUUCUUCAUCACGUUCACCUUGACUUCAGCCACUGAGAUUCCGUCGGUCACACUGCUGGCUUUUGUUUUGGACAAGUGGGGUCGGAGAAUUCUGACAUGCGGACCCAUGAUCAUAUCAGGAGUACUCAUUCUAAUCGCUGCGUUUGUACCUAAAGGCGUCGCGCAGGUGUCGCUAGCGAUAAUGGCGCGUUUUCUCAUCAACAUGGCGUACAACGCCGCCAUCCAGUGGUCGGCGGAGUUGUUGCCCACGCCCGUGCGGGCGUCCGGCACGGCGCUCAUCCACGUGAGCGGCUACGUGGCCACCAUCGUGUCGCCCUACAUCGUGUACUCGGAACACGUGUGGAGAUCCCUCCCACUGCUCAUUCUAGGAGUGAUCGCGGUGGUGGGCAGCUCAGUCGGCUUGCUGCUGCCAGAGACAAACGGGAUGCAGAUGCCACAGACCAUAGAGGAGGGCGAGAAGAUCGUUUCCAGCUAUACGUUAUGCGGAAAAGUUGAAGAAGUUGAAGUCGAAAGUCCGGAAGAAAAUGAUAAAAUGAAAGCGUUGAUAACUUAACAGUCGGAUCACACAGUUAAAAAUGGAUCGCAUUUGACCGCCAGGUAGCCGAUUUGGCCGAACCAACUAAACAGCACAUUUUGUGCCUACCCUCCGAGACAUAAAGUUCUUUGUACUUAUGUAUAAUAUCGUAAGAAAAGGAUAAGUAUUACAUACUAAAUUAGUUAACCUCUUUUUAUUAAAAAAAUCUGGUGACGAGAGUUGUUAUAAAAAUAAUAGUUGUUUCAUUAAUUCAAAGCAGAGUUGUUUCGGAAACAAUUAAUAUUAUUUCCCUUUCUCAUUUAGUUCUGUCAAACAUCAUUGAGAAUAUUUUAGUAUUUUGUAAUAUCAUAAGAUUUUUUUAUCUCUAAUUGACUUAAUCGCUGUUUUCUUCAUAAAUGCCAGCUGGAAAAGGGGUUCGAAGCCUAAAUACGGCGUAUAACAGUACACAACAGUAUUUAUAAUAACAAAAAUCUUUCUUUCUAAAACUUUUAGCAGAGAGAAGUAAAUGAACGAAGUUGUCAUAAAGUUUGGUUUAUGAAUGUACGUUUUUAUUAUUUUAAAAUUAUUCUUUGCAUUAAAAAGUAAUGAAAAUCUAAUCGGUUCUAAUAGAUAUGUUUUCGUGGUUAUCAUACUAAACAAACGUGCUAGGUCUGGUCUAUUCUAAGAGAAAUAUGUAAUAAAUUGCUAAAUGGUGUUUGAAAUUCUAUUAUAUUUCUUCUACGUCGAAACAAAAUGAUACUUUAAUGAAAAUAUUUCAAUUUAAUAUUGUUACCUACUUAUUUAUUUACUUAAAACAUUCUGUGAUAAUGCGUCAAUUUUAGUAGAAGUGUUUAUUUUAAUAUUGAGUAAGAAUGAUAAAGUAAAAUUAUGCUUAUUUUAAGAAUAUUACAAUAAAAUUAAAGUACACAUUAUAUAUUUACUUAAUUAGCUAAGUAUACAUAUUCCGUUAUAUAGCAUUGUUAUAAAAAAUGUUAUUCGACAAAACAUCUGCAAACCUUACCCUUAGGUGGGUAUCUUAGUUAAUAUUUCACGCUCUCAAUCGUUUUUGAAUGUCAAAGGUCCAAAAAGUAUUGAUAAAAAAAAAAGAUAUAAAUUUCGGUACAUCGGUAAGAAAAAACACAAUAUUUAUUGGAUAUAUCAUAUUGGUAUAUAUCUCAAGUCACGUGUGUGCGUCACGUAUUAUAUUGGAAAUAUAUCGUUUGAUACAUUUUCGGCACAUAUUUUUUUAUAUCGAUAUAUCGAAAAAAAAUAUCGACACUUCGAUAUACGGAGUGCAAGUUGCUGAUAACCUGGGAUAACAAGAAGAGUUGAUAAAUAAUAAUAAUUUCUUUCUCAAUAACAAUAUGGCCGUCACUCUUACAUUGAUUAAAUAUGUUACUGUAACAAAUGUUCCUGUAACACUUGUUAAAAGCAAGUAUUGUUGUGUGCUAUUACCAUAUUAUCUGUAAUCUUAUACUAAUAUAUAAAGCUGAAGAGUUUGUUUGUUUAUUUGAACGCUAUGAUCUCGGGAAUUAUGGGUCCGAUUUGAAAAAUUCUUCCGGUGUGGGAUAGCCCAAUUAUAGAGGCUAUAGGCUAUGUAUAAUAACACUAAGACCUAUAGCAUCAAUAAAGAAUGUUCCAAAAUCGGUAUUUUUUUCCUUCUGAGAAUUUCCGCUGCAUAAACGGUUAAAGUUUCAAUAAAAUCAUGUAUGACAAAGUUAUACUGAAUGAGUACCGCAAUAAGAAUUUCACUCGCUAUGUGCCCAUUACAGAUAUGCUAUUGGGUACUUUCUAACAAUUUUAGGACCAAAUCUGGAAAGGACAUUAGAUUAUAUUUUUCCGUGUAAAAUAAAAUAUUUUUGUAAAUACAAUGAAUGCGUAAUACGUUUAAACAUGCGAUGUUUUAACAAGUCUGAAUUUAUUAGCUAAUUAUGUCGUAAAUUUUUUUUUUAAAUAUAAAAUCUAAUUUACAUUAAA
Pararge aegeria (speckled wood butterfly) is the source of this 3969-nucleotide messenger RNA. Its product is annotated as organic cation transporter protein-like. The coding region runs from base 331 to 2031 and encodes 566 amino acids. Gene Ontology annotation, biological process: transmembrane transport. The record is from RefSeq and is a predicted model, not a curated record. Gene Ontology annotation, molecular function: transmembrane transporter activity. Gene Ontology annotation, cellular component: membrane. The transcript is spliced from 12 exons. NCBI's taxonomy places the organism in Eukaryota, Metazoa, Arthropoda, Insecta, Lepidoptera, Nymphalidae.